CAGAGCUCAGCCUGUUCUACAAGACAUGUCGGAUCAGAGGUACAGAUCACGUCUUUUAAGUUUAAGAUCUCAAAUAAAUGCUAAUUUUGAUAGAUUGAUAGGACAAGCAACUAUGGGAAACGAGGACCAAGAAGGCAGUCUUGUUGAAAGGUUGCGAGAGUUCAGAAAUGAGACAAAUCCAAGACCGCCAAGGAGGAGGAGGAGGAGGGUAGUCAACAUCCCGCGAACGUUAAGGGUACGCGUGGGAUUCAUAGAUGAGGGAAACAAUCGACCAGUUACUCGACAGAGCCAGGGGAUUGUAAAUCUGUAUGUUCCUGUGGACCAGACAGAGGAGGAGUUUGUCAGUGAAAUAAGUUUUCCCAGGGCUUGGUGAUAGGCCAUUCGAGCUCUGUCGGAUGGAUGCUCACCAUAACAUCAUCGUCCUGAAUUUGCUUGGCAUCACACCACGUGACAUUAAAGAUUGCCUUGAAUUGAAUAGGUCUGCGGUUUAUGUCAGAAUCAAGGGUGAGGACCAACCUCCUGUUACUGAGCCCAACCAGCCACCCUCACUUGGAACGCCAAAUCCCCCUCCUUCUUCUACCAGGCCGAGACUGUUAGACUCUCUGUCACCUGACAACAGCCGUAUGCAGACCCCCACAGAAGAAAGUCAUGUUUCCCUGUCACCAGGAAGGAUGCCCUUAAGCACUGCACAGUGCAUUAGAAAUAGCUCAAGCAGAUUGUCUCAUCAGGUGCAUAAUGAUGUCAGUGGUGGGGAUGCAGACUGUGUGUUUGUGGAGGAAACACAGCUGGCAGAGGCCAGAGGGCAAAUUCCAGAGGUGCCAUCUUUUGAACAGACAGUGGAAACUGUAGAACAGACACAAGCACUAAGGAGAAGCCAGGACAUAGAAUACCUGGAGGCCCUCAACAGAGACAGGCAAAGGGACCAGGAGAGGGCAACACAGAGACUGGCUUUGGAGCGUAGAGAGCAAGCUGCGCAGAUGAUGGAGGAGAGGAGAUUGAAUGCCUUAAUGGAAAGACGUGGACGUCUGUACCCUGAACCUUUAAAUGGCUUCAUAAUCCAACUCAAAUAUCACAAUGGUUCCAUGAAGUCAAGGAGGUUCCUACCUACACAGUCAUUGCAGAAUCUUAUGGAUUAUGCUGGCAAUGAAGAUUCAGCCAGUGAAAUAUUCUGGUUGAGCAUGCCAAGUGUAGGCACAAGGCUAUUAAGCACUAUGACUGGAACCCUUGAAGAACAUAACUUGACUACACCUUGCACGUUAUUUGUUCAGUGGUUGGAAGGAGAGGAGGUGGAAGAAAUCCGUUUGAACGCCCCAAAUCCUGAACCCAACAUGGUUGAAUGGCCCGAGGAGGACCUCAUUGAGAAAAUAGACUCAUCAGUAAACACAAAGUAA
This is a messenger RNA of Xyrauchen texanus (razorback sucker), 1391 nucleotides long. RefSeq lists its product as uncharacterized. Bases 396 to 1391 code for a protein of 331 amino acids. The transcript has 10 exons. Gene Ontology annotation, cellular component: endoplasmic reticulum. NCBI's taxonomy places the organism in Eukaryota, Metazoa, Chordata, Actinopteri, Cypriniformes, Catostomidae. The record is from RefSeq and is a predicted model, not a curated record. Gene Ontology annotation, molecular function: ubiquitin binding.